AUGUCUCCAGUUCAUAGUCCCAUUCUUAAUUUAACACAAAUGCAGCUUUCUUUUGCUGGGUGUGGAUUUCUUUGUAUUUACCAUGCGGGGGUUUGUGCUGCUAUUAAAGAAUACGCCCCACAACUAACUCUUAAUCGGAUAAAAGGAGCUUCCGCAGGUGCAAUUGCAGCUGCUGGGUUGGUUUGUAAUGUGUGUAUGUCACACGCAACCAGUACAAUUUUGCAAAUUGUUACUGAGGCGCGUGCUGGUUCUUUACUUGCACUUUCUCCCAAUUUUGAUGUUCUUGCACUUGUUCGACAAGGACUUGAACAAACAUUACCAGAAAAUGCCCGUAAUUUCUCUUUAAACUUUUUCAAAUUCCUUAAAAAUCCCCUACCAGAUAUUCUCUGUACUGGUCGACUUUUUAUUUCCGCUACACGGGCACGGGAUUACAAAAAUGCGCUUAUUUCUGAAUUUGUCUCUCGUGAGGAGUUGAUAGAAGCACUUUUGUGUUCUUGUUUCAUCCCUUUUUAUUGUGGAAGAACUCCGCCAACAUACCGAGGAGAGCAGUAUAUUGAUGGGGCUUUUUCGGAUAAUCAGCCAGGAAAGUGGGAGCCUGGCACUAUUACGGUGAGCCCAUUCAGUGGUGAAUCCGACAUUUGCCCGACUGAUGAGGAUAGUGCAAGGCAAGUUUAG
Molecule: messenger RNA, 675 nt
Organism: Meloidogyne enterolobii
Lineage: Eukaryota; Metazoa; Nematoda; Chromadorea; Rhabditida; Meloidogynidae
Source: the annotation of a GenBank genome assembly